AUGUUUCGAAGACCUGUAUUGCAGGUGUUUCAUAAAUUUGUAAGACAUGAGUCUGAAGUAGCAAGCAGCUUGGUUCUGGAAAGAUCUCUUAAUCGUGUGCAGUUACUGGGGCGAGUUGGUCAGGAUCCUGUCAUGAGACAAGUGGAAGGAAAAAACCCAGUCACAAUAUUUUCUCUGGCAACAAAUGAGAUGUGGAAAUCAGGAGACAAUGAAGCAUACCAAAUGGGUGACGUCAGUCAAAAGACAACAUGGCACAGGAUUUCAGUAUUCCGACCAGGCCUCAGAGAUGUGGCAUAUCAGUAUGUGAAAAAGGGAUCUCGAAUUUAUGUGGAAGGGAAAGUAGAUUAUGGUGAAUAUAUGGAUAAAAAUAAUGUGAGGCGACAAGCAACAACAAUCAUAGCUGAUAACAUUAUAUUUCUGAGUGACCAGACAAAAGAGAAGGCAUAG
This is a messenger RNA of Pipistrellus nathusii (Nathusius's pipistrelle), 447 nucleotides long. Lineage: Eukaryota; Metazoa; Chordata; Mammalia; Chiroptera; Vespertilionidae. The record is from the annotation of a GenBank genome assembly.